AUUAGGGUUCUAGGAAAAAAGACCGCGAAGAGAGAGUUGAGAGGGCUGUGACUGCAUCGUCUGUUGGAGCAUUUUUGUUGAUUCGAUUCGAUGGAGUUUGGAGCUUGUGCUAGGGUUUUGAACAGCAAUCAACUCUGUUGUUCUUUACCUAUCCGCAGACAUCCCCUAUCGAGAGACCACUCGUUUUCGUACCAUCCUACCACCGCUUCAUUUCACAGUUCAUCAACAACUCUGCGCAGAGAUUGCAUUUGCAAAGCCACCCUCAAGGGAAGCAACACCACCAUCUCCGUAGAAAAGGUGAAGUGGAUGUCUGAAGAACAUUCUCAUGAUUUUGAGCUUCCUAGUAUGUUAACAGCUCUAUCCCCUCUUGAUGGUCGUUAUUGGAGUAAGGUGAAGGACUUGGCUCCUUAUAUGAGCGAAUAUGGCCUGAUUUACUUCCGAGUUCUAGUUGAGAUCAAAUGGCUGUUGAAGCUUUCUCAAAUCCCCGAAGUCACUGAGGUCCCUAGCUUCACUAGAGAAGCUCAGUCUUAUUUACAAGGCUUGAUUGACGGAUUUAGUAUUAGUGAUGCUAUGGAAGUUAAAAAGAUUGAGAAAGUAACAAACCAUGAUGUGAAAGCAGUGGAAUACUUCUUGAAACAGAAAUGCCAAGCACAUCCAGAAAUUGUCAAGGUGCUUGAGUUUUUUCACUUUGCCUGCACAUCGGAGGACAUCAACAAUCUUGCACAUGCAUUGAUGCUGAGAGAAUCAGUGAACUGUGUCAUAUUUCCUGUUAUGGAUGAUUUGAUCAAGGCAAUAUGCACCAUCGCUAAAGCUAAUGCUCACAUUCCUAUGCUUUCUCGGACUCAUGGGCAGCCAGCUUCACCUACAACUUUGGGAAAGGAAAUGGCAAAUUUUGCUGUCAGGUUAAGCAGGGAAAGGCGGGAAAUUUCUCAAACUGAAAUAAUGGGGAAGUUUGCUGGUGCAGUUGGAAAUUACAAUGCACAUCUUGUUGCAUAUCCUGAUGUCAGUUGGCCUCAAAUUGCAGAGGAGUUUGUUAGAUCUCUUGGAUUAAGUUUUAAUCCCUAUGUGACUCAGAUUGAAUCUCAUGAUUAUAUGGCAAAACUUUUUCAUUCAGUUAUCCAGUUCAACAACAUCUUAACAGAUUUUGACAGAGACAUAUGGGGCUAUAUAUCUGUAGGUUAUUUUAAGCAGAUAACUAAAGCUGGUGAGAUUGGAUCUUCAACAAUGCCUCACAAAGUGAAUCCCAUUGACUUUGAGAACAGUGAAGGCAAUCUCGGUGUAGCUAAUGCAUUUCUGUCCCAUUUAUCCACAAAGUUGCCUAUUUCACGUUGGCAGCGUGACCUAACUGAUUCAACAGUUCUGAGGAACAUGGGCAUGGGAUUAGGACAUUCUCUUCUGUCUUACAAAAGUGCAUUACAAGGGAUAGGGAAGCUUCAGGUCAAUGAUGCAUCGUUGACUGAAGACUUGAACCAAUCAUGGGAGGUUCUUGCCGAACCAAUACAGACUGUGAUGCGAAGAUACGGUGUUCCAGAGCCUUAUGAGAAACUAAAGGAACUAACUAGAGGAAGAACAGUUACUAAAGAAAGCAUGGCCCAGUUUAUUGAAGGUUUGGAAGUGCCUGCAGAAGCAAAAACAAAUCUCUUGAAGUUGACACCCCAUACCUAUGUUGGAGCAGCAGUGGAAUUAGCUAGGAACGUAGAUAUGGCCGUGAAUUUGGUGAACGGGGUUAAGGUCUUAGACACUGAGAGUUAGAAGAGUUCCCAUUUAGUUCGUUGUGAUUUGGUAUGGUCAUAUCAAAAUUUCUUACCUGUGUUCUUCUUUGCGAAUUGAUAUGAAUAGGUAAUGUGUGAGACAUAAGUAGUUUUGAGAUGUUGCUUUAUCUAGCAAAGAGAGAACACAUACAUGAUCUGAGAAAGGGUUAAUUGCAAAAAAUAAACCCUCCUGUAAUUUAUUAAAAGGUUUUGACAAGGUACUAGCUAAUCAUAAAAAAAUGAUUGCAAGAUAAUGCAAACUUUUUGAGGGGGUCAAAUUUCUUUGCAAAGUUUGUAUAAUACAUGAGAGUUUUUCUGUAAUUGACGUCGGAGAAAAGAUUGCUUGUAAUAUUACUAUGCCUAAUAUCUGCGGAUGAAACCUGAGGCUGAAGUUUUUGUAAACCACUUUCAUUCUGCAAGUAUUCCAAAUGUAACUAUAUACAGUAUCAUGCUUUGUAGUUUCA
This is a messenger RNA of Cornus florida, 2215 nucleotides long. RefSeq lists its product as uncharacterized. The record is from RefSeq and is a predicted model, not a curated record. The transcript has 10 exons. Gene Ontology annotation, biological process: IMP biosynthetic process. Bases 91 to 1752 code for a protein of 553 amino acids. Gene Ontology annotation, molecular function: N6-(1,2-dicarboxyethyl)AMP AMP-lyase (fumarate-forming) activity. Lineage: Eukaryota; Viridiplantae; Streptophyta; Magnoliopsida; Cornales; Cornaceae.